Molecule: messenger RNA, 1165 nt
Organism: Schizophyllum commune H4-8
Lineage: Eukaryota; Fungi; Basidiomycota; Agaricomycetes; Agaricales; Schizophyllaceae
Product: NAD(P)-binding protein
Exons: 5
Coding region: 1-1059 (352 amino acids)
Molecular function (GO): oxidoreductase activity, acting on the CH-CH group of donors, NAD or NADP as acceptor
Source: RefSeq, a predicted model, not a curated record
AUGGCCCCCAUCCGCAACGCCAAGGCUAUCUACAAGGAAAUUCCGCAGGGUUACCCCGAGCCCGGAAAGACGACGGUCUACGAUGCUACUGGCACCAUCGACCUCGACACCGUGCAGUUGCCCGCCAACUCGGUGCUCAUCAAGGUGCUCGUGCUGUCCAUCGAUCCCUAUAUUCGUGGUCGCAUGAGGGACCCGAAGAUUCCGAGCUAUGCGGUACGUCCCGCGUACCCUCUGAACGAGCCGAUUAACACGGAUGGGAUUGGCAAGAUCGUCAAGUCGACGCACCCUGACCUCAAGCCGGGCGACAUCGUGCGCUCGAAGCUGAAGCACGAAGAAUACACCAUCAAGACCGCUGAGGAGCUUGCGAACCCGUUCGCGGGCGUCGAGGUUAUCAAGCCGCACCCCAAGGUGCCGCUCUCGCUCUACGUCGGCGUGGCGGGCAUGCCGGGGAAGACGGCGCACAACGCGUGGCGCACGUUUGCGAAGGCGAAGAAGGGCGAAACCGCCUUCGUCACCUCCGGCGGCGGCCCUGUCGGCUCCAUGGUCAUCCAGCUUGCCAAGCAGGACGGGCUCAAGGUCAUCGCAUCUGCGGGCAGCGACGAGAAGGUAGCCUUCAUGAAGGAGUGCGGCGCGGAUGUGGCGUUUAACUACAAGACGACAUCGACGAAGGAGGUGCUGGACAAGGAGGGGCCGAUCAACGUCUACUGGGACAAUGUCGGUGGCGAGACGCUGGACCUCGCACUGGGCGCGGCGGCCAACUUUGCGCGCUUCAUCGAGUGUGGGAUGAUUUCGGGCUACAACUCGAAGGAGGGGGUGGUGUUUAAGAACAUGGUCAACAUCGUCGCCAAGCGCCUCAGUGUCAAUGGCUUCAUCCAGUGGGAGAUCGAGGCGCCGUGGAAGGAGGACUUUGAGAAGACGGUGAUCCCGCGCCUCGCGGACGGCACCUUCAAGUACAGCGAGGAUAUCUCGCACGGCCUGGAGCACUCGGGGCAGGCGAUUUUGGACGUGCAGAAGGGGGUGAACAAGGGGAAGAAGAUUGUGUUGGUGGCGGAGGAGUAGAUGGUCGAUCAGUGUGCGUAAAGGGGAGUAAAGGUCAUAAAGGCCUGUUGUAACACUAGCUUAUAAUCCACGCGAGGGCAUGCACAUAGCUUGUCUUUCAACCGCA